AUACUCGAAUUAAAUUAAUUGAAAAAAAAUGGGAUCUUCUAGUGAAACACGAUCAAGUUACUCGGAUAUAAGUGAUCGAUAUGCUAAGCGAUAUUAUAAAAUAAGAAAUGGCAGUGAUAAGGAUGUAGUAAAGAAAAAUGAGAAGAGCUGCUGUGAGAGGAUGUGCAUUUGUUGUUGCUGUAACGGUUUGAAAUGUUUAUGGGCAAUUAUCAAGUGCCCGUUUCAGUGUCUGCAUUGUUUAAUAGUGUCACCUUGCCUGAUUCUCCUCUUCUGCCUUCUCACACUCGUCGUCAUUGGAGUCUUGAUGUAUUAUUUUCACAAAGAAAUUAUCGAUUUUAUUAAAGUCGAUUUAUAGCAAAUAAAAUAUAUUUU
Molecule: messenger RNA, 372 nt
Organism: Caenorhabditis elegans
Lineage: Eukaryota; Metazoa; Nematoda; Chromadorea; Rhabditida; Rhabditidae
Gene: T25E12.16
Exons: 3
Coding region: 29-355 (108 amino acids)
Source: RefSeq, marked reviewed